Molecule: messenger RNA, 426 nt
Organism: Chaetura pelagica (chimney swift)
Lineage: Eukaryota; Metazoa; Chordata; Aves; Apodiformes; Apodidae
Gene: NKX3-1
Product: NK3 homeobox 1
Exons: 2
Coding region: 1-426 (141 amino acids)
Biological process (GO): cell differentiation; regulation of transcription by RNA polymerase II
Cellular component (GO): nucleus
Molecular function (GO): RNA polymerase II cis-regulatory region sequence-specific DNA binding; DNA-binding transcription factor activity, RNA polymerase II-specific
Source: RefSeq, a predicted model, not a curated record
AUGGAGCUCUUCCUUCCUACAGAAGCCAGAGUGGAGCCCCACCUGCCAGGCUGUGCCCCAACUCUGCCCCUCUCCCCGUGCCCCCCCAAGCAGCCCAAGCGCUCCCGAGCCGCCUUCUCCCACACCCAAGUCAUCGAACUGGAGCGAAAAUUCAGCCACCAAAAAUACCUCUCAGCCCCUGAACGAGCCCACCUGGCCAAAAACCUGCAGCUCACCGAGACCCAGGUGAAAAUCUGGUUCCAGAACAGGAGGUAUAAGACCAAGAGGAAACAAGUGGCAGCAGAAAUCAGCAGGUUGGACACGCGUCUGGUCGGGCAAAAAGCCACCGAGGUGCCCGGAGCAUCAGUGCUGGCAUUGAGGGGGGGUUGGCACUACCUGCCCUGCCUCUACUAUUUGAAUGGUUGGAAUCCCUCCUGGUGCUUUUGA